Messenger RNA from Triticum urartu, 1916 nucleotides. RefSeq names its product solanesyl-diphosphate synthase 2, chloroplastic. NCBI's taxonomy places the organism in Eukaryota, Viridiplantae, Streptophyta, Magnoliopsida, Poales, Poaceae. The record is from RefSeq and is a predicted model, not a curated record. Gene Ontology annotation, biological process: plastoquinone biosynthetic process; isoprenoid biosynthetic process. Gene Ontology annotation, molecular function: prenyltransferase activity. Gene Ontology annotation, cellular component: chloroplast.
UAAACCCUCCCUCCCACCACCACUCCCCCACCGGAGCGAGCAGCAGCGCCAGCCGCCAGCAGCCAUCCAACUCCUCCCCGUCUCUCCUCCCCCUUUCUUCUCCACGCAAGCGCAAAAGAGGCUUCGUCACCAAAUUGGGCAAGAUUCUCUCUUUCCCGCACGCAACCAAUCGCCAGCCAGCCAGCAUCACUCGUCCUGCCGCGGCCGCUGUGCAACCAAGGAUUUUUCUGCCGUCCGUGCUUCUUGGGGGCUCCGAGCGCGCGCGCGAGCUAGCCUGCGUCGUCGUUGGUGUCUAGGUUCUUGGAUUGGCGGGCGAGCGAGCGAGCUUGCUUGCCGAGAUGCUGUCUGUGAGCUCGCCGAGGGUGCACAUGAGCCGGAACGUCGUGGAUUUGGGCCUGCUGGCCGCCUGCCGCUGCCGCCGCUGGGCCGCGCGCCCGGCGCCCAGGCGGCGCGCGCCAUGUGUUUGUUUCGUGGCCGCACCCAGCCAGACAGGUCUUGCGGCGAUCGACGUGCCGGCGGCAGAGACCAUUGCCAGCGCGGCGGCCGGGACGGCGAGGCUCCCCGAGCGCGUGUCCAUCGCUUCGCUCUUGGAUGUCGUCUCGGAUGACCUGCUCAAGCUCAACAACAACCUCAAAUCGCUUAUUGGUGCAGAAAACCCAGUUUUAGUAUCUGCCGCAGAACAAAUUUUUGGUGCUGGUGGAAAGAGAUUAAGACCAGCAUUGGUUUUCCUGGUGUCCAGAGCAACAGCAGAAGUAGCUGGCUUGUCGGAGCUAACUACAGAACAUAAACGUUUGGCUGAGAUCAUAGAAAUGAUUCACACUGCGAGUUUAAUACAUGAUGAUGUCAUAGAUGAUAGUGGGAUGCGCAGAGGGAAAGAAACCAUUCAUCAGCUAUAUGGAACACGGAUAGCGGUGCUUGCUGGUGAUUUUAUGUUUGCACAAUCUUCUUGGUUUCUGGCAAACUUGGAAAACAUUGAGGUUAUAAAGCUCAUCAGCCAGGUGAUCAAGGACUUUGCUAGUGGUGAGAUUAAACAGCAGUCGACCCUUUUCGACUGCGACGUCACCCUGGACGACUACCUGCUCAAGAGCUACUACAAGACUGCCUCCCUGCUCGCUUCAAGCACGAGGUCUGCGGCCAUAUUCAGCGGGGUGAGCACCGCCGUAUGCGAGCAGAUGUACGAGUACGGCAGGAACCUGGGGCUGUCGUUCCAGGUGGUGGACGACAUCCUCGACUUCACGCAGUCGGCGGAGCAGCUGGGCAAGCCGGCGGGGAGCGACCUGGCCAAGGGGAACCUGACGGCCCCGGUCAUCUUCGCGCUGCAGGAGUCGCCAGAGCUGAGGGAGAUCAUCGACUCGGAGUUCUGCGACACGGGCUCGCUGUCGGCGGCCAUGGAGCUGGUGCACAGGAGCGGCGGUAUCCGGCGGGCGCAGGAGCUGGCCAAGGAGAAGGGCGACCUGGCGCUCCAGAACCUGCAGUGCCUCCCCAGGAGCCAUUUCAGGACUGCACUUGAGAACAUGGUGAAGUACAACCUUGAGAGGAUCGACUAGAUGGAUGGACGGAUCAUUCACCUGGUCUGUCUGAAGAUGAGAUACAACCUGCAGGCGGGCCCAGAUUAGCUUGUACUGAAAUCCUGCUUGCCAGUAUCAUGUCGAUUUCUUGGAGAUGGUCGGUGCGACAACGUCAGAAAAACGUCGUCUAUUUUUGCAUAUCGUGUAAGUGCAAGGUAAAUAUAUUCACUGUAUAUGCGAAAGAUGGAGCUGUUCUUUUAAUUAGUAGUAUAACAUAAGAUAGCAGUAGUUAUUUUUUUCCUUGGGAUGAAAAAGAAAAACAUGUAAUUCCGUUUAUUUACAGUCGGAAGUAUGAACAUGAGUUAACAUGCCCUGUAAAACCUAGCGUGCGCCAUUCUGGACCGUUGA